Tilletiopsis washingtonensis is the source of this 7085-nucleotide messenger RNA. RefSeq lists its product as hypothetical. The transcript is spliced from 5 exons. The record is from RefSeq and is a predicted model, not a curated record. Gene Ontology annotation, cellular component: nuclear speck. Bases 357 to 7085 code for a protein of 2242 amino acids. Gene Ontology annotation, molecular function: ubiquitin protein ligase activity. Gene Ontology annotation, biological process: protein polyubiquitination; proteasome-mediated ubiquitin-dependent protein catabolic process. NCBI's taxonomy places the organism in Eukaryota, Fungi, Basidiomycota, Exobasidiomycetes, Entylomatales.
CCCACCAUCACCACCGCCCGGCCUGCCUCAAGUCAGCUCCCGCAAGGCCGUCUCUCCCUCCCACCACCCGCACCGCACCGCCACGCCGCCCGGCUCGCCUCCACUCUCGCCUCGCCUGCUGCGCCCGCCCCCACGCAUGCAGCCCCUCGCUGCGUCUGCGUCGUGCUGCCCCUGACUCUGCCCACCGCUCGCAAGUGCGCCAGCGCUCGCGGUCUCUGCUGCGCCCUCACAGCGCCGCGCUGCCCGCACCCGCACUUGCCUGCCUCUCGCGCACCAACUCGACGCCCUUGCCGCCAGUCGCUCUUCGCCUUCUCUCCGAAGCCCAAGCCCUGCCGUGCGAGCUGCGCCGACAUCUAAUGGAGGACUCGCGCGCGCAGUCUAACCCGAGUCACCCCACCACACACGCGCCGUCACUCCCUGCUCCCGACACUGCAUCUGCUGCACCCGCCGCCGCGCCGCACACGCCUGCCCUCGCCGCCGCCAAGCGCCACACUCGCUCCUCCACCACCCUAGACACCGGCACUGGCAGCAGCAGCAGCAGCAGCAGCAGCGCCGCCGCCGCCGCCGCCGCCCCGCCUGCUUCCGCACACAGCGCUCGCCGCGUCACUCGCGCUGCCGCCGCCGCAGCUGCCGCCGCCGUUGCAUCGCCCGCCAGCGCCGCCUCGCCGUCGUCGCUCUCCAGCGCCUCGUCGUCGCGCCGCUCCAAGCGCAGCUCCGGCAGCGACGCCUCGUCGCUCAGCCAGCGCGCCCGCUCGCCUGCAGACACGCCGGCCACGACGGCAUACAGCACGCCGGCCACCGUGCCUGCCUCUGCCGCCUCGUCGUCGUCGCGUGCACUCAAGAAGCGCGCUGCGCCGCAGGACCUCGACGACGAGCACGACGCCGAGACCACUGCCGCUGCUGCAUCAGACGCCACGCCGUCUCGUGCGUCCAAGACUCGCGCGUCUGCACGCUCGCUCCGCUCCAGGGCCUCGACGCUCGCAGCGUCUUCGUCCAGCAAGGGCAAGAAGCGCCAGAUCUCGCCCGAGCAGGCCGAGCCCGCCGGUCCAAGCAGCGACUCGUCGCGCAGCGCCAAGCGCCAGCGCCACUCGGACAGCGGCGCCUACAACCUGCGCCCUCGUGCUUCUGCCGCCUCGCUCGCCGACCAAGCAGCCGAGCCCAGCAGCAGCCGCAGCGGCGCCGCGAGUUCUCGCCGCAAGACGCGCUCCAGCAUGAGCGGUCCUCGAGUGUCCAACAGCUCCGCCUCGGGCUCUACGGUCGACGUCGCGGGCAGCAGCGCCGGCGGCAGCCGCGCCGCAGCCGUGGCGGCCAAGGGCAAGAGCAAGGCGCGCAGCUCUGGCGCGCGUGGCUCGCGUGCGGCAGCGGCGCGCGGCGCCUCGGACGCGCCGCCGCGCAUGAAGGCCGAGUGCGACGACGACCAGAUGGAGGUCGACGUCGAGGCCGGUGCCGCGCUCGCCGACGCUGCCGACGAGGCCGAGGCCGAGGCAGAGGCCAAGUACUCCUUCAGCGAACUCAGCGGUAGCCACAGUCCCGAGGACGAAGAGGACGAGGGCGACGAUGACGACGAAGACGCGGCAGCCGACAGCGGCGCCAGUCCCUUUGGCGCGCUGCAGAUGGACGAGGACGACGAGGAUGACGAUGAGGAUGAGGGUCCGUACGACGACGAGGACGACAUGGAUGACCCGUACGGCGAUGGCGGUCUUGGCGCGACGGGCGCCUAUGGCCAGCUGCGCGCCAUGGCAGGCUACAUGUCGGGCCUCUCGGGCCGCUUCCGCACCCUGCUGGCGUCGCUGCGCAACUAUGGCGACCCGACGAUCCAGCUCGUGGCGCUACAGGAGCUCAGCGAGGUGCUCAGCAUGAGCAAUGAAGACACGCUCGCCGGCUACUUUCCGCUCGAGAGCUUCGUCCGCGAGCUCAUUCACCUCAUGGGCGGGCCCAAGCCGAGCGAGGCCGGUGCUGCUGGCGCAGCGGCAGAGGACAGCGGCGACGAGGAGGAACGCCUCAACGCCGCCGCUAUUGCGGCCGCCACGGCCGAGGACAACGGCGAGGCCGCACUGCUGGCGUGCCGCUGUCUUGCCAACCUCAUCGAGGCGAUGCCGUACGCCGCCCACCAGGUCGUCGGCAUGGGCCUGCUGCCCGUGCUCCUCUCGAAGCUCAAGGAGAUUCAGUUCAUCGAUCUGGCGGAGCAGGUGCUGCAGACGCUCGAGAAGAUCUCGGCCGAGUAUCCGACGGCCAUCGUGCGCGAGGGCGGCCUGCUGGCCAUGCUGCAGUUCAUCGACUUCUUCGGCGUGCACGUGCAGCGCACGGCCAUGCAGGCGGCGGCGCACUGCUGCCGCAAGCUGGGCGAGGAGUCGUUUGCAAAGGUGCGCGAGGUGAUGCCGAUCAUCCAGAACGUGCUGGGCUACGCGGAUCAGCGCCUCGUCGAGUCGGCAUGCAAGUGCGUCGUGCGUGCCGUCGAGAGCUACCGCCAUCAUGGCGAGCUGCUGGAGCAGCUUCUGACCGGCGAGCUCCUCUCUGCCGUCAACGCCAUCCUGCUGCCCGGCUCGGCUGCCGGUGUCUCGGGCGGCGGCGGCGGCGCCACCGCCGUCAGCACAUCGACGUACACCGACAUCCUCAAGAUGCUCAGCUCGGCCGCGCACGCCAGUCCCAAGGUGGCCGUGAUGCUGCUCGAGCACAACAUCGUCGAGACGCUCUAUCUGCUGCUCACUGGAUCACCGGCACCGGCAGAGGACGGCUCGGGCGGCCGUGGACCUGCGGCGCUGGAUUCCGUGCCCGGUGAGACCGAAGGCGCGGGCGGCGCGGCGUCUGGCUCUGCCGAGGCGGCGCCCAUUGCCGUCGUGGCGCAGGCCAGUGAUGCUCUCGUCGUCGACAGCGUGGCCGUGGCCGACGUGGCGGUGCUGCAGAACCUGGCACAGCGGCCCAAAGAGCAAGUGCAGGAGGCGCUCUCGCUCGUGGGAGAGCUCAUGCCGCCGCUGCCACGCGACGGCGUCUUCGAUGCACGCGCCUACAGCGAGAAGGCGUACCUGCGCAAGAAGAGCCGCGAUGCCAAGAAUGCGCGUGCGGCACAGCGCGCAAAGGCGGCGGCCGCAAAGGGCGGCAACACGGCCAUCAAGCAGGAGCCCGACGCCGAGAUGGCGAGCGCAACGGCUUCUUCGAGCGCGGCGCCGGCGCCCUCUGCCGACGUGCCGAUCAAGAGCGAGCGCGUCAAGACGGAGCGCGAGCUGGCAAAGGAGUCGGCACAGGCCAAGCGCGUCGAGAUGCUCACGGAGCGCAAGGCGCUCGUCAAGCGCUUCACACAGCUCGUCCUGCCCACGCUCGUCGAGGUGUACGCCGCCAGCGUGGCGCUGCAUGUGCGCACAAAGGCCCUCUCGGGCAUCCUCAAGAUCGUCAGCUUCGUCGAGGCCGAGCCGCUCAGCGAGGUGCUUGACAACGUCCCGCUGGCCAGCUUCGCAGCGAGCAUCCUGUCUGCACGCGACAACCCGGCGCUGGUCCUGGGCGCGCUGCAGAUGGUCGAACUGCUCAACGCCAAGCUGCCGAGCGUGUACAGCGCCGCUCUGCGCCGCGAGGGCGUCGUGUGGGAGAUCGAGGACAUUGCCAACAAGGAGCCGACGGCAUCGACGGUGGCCGCCUCGCCCUCCAAGACGCGCGAUGACAAGCCUGCAGCGACCAACCCCUCGGUCUCGGCAUCUGCACAGCUGCUCCAGGCCCUCGCUGGCGAUGGCCGUCGCGCCGACGACGCCAGCCCCGAGGCAUCUCGUGCGCGCCUGCAGGCGCUGCGCGAGCAGACACGCGAGCUCACCGAGGCCAGUGCACGCUUUCUCGCGGCGGGCAGCAGCAUUACCAGGAAGCCGCCGGUCACCAGCGCAGAUGCGGCCGUCGCAGCUGCGACGGAGCAGGAGGACGCCAACAUCUGGCGCGCGCGCCUGCUGCGCGACCGCUUCAACGAGGACGUCGUGGCGGGCGGCACGGCCGAAGGCUCCGAGGCUCUGCGUGCACUCGACAACCUGCAGGCUCUCUCGGCCACGCUUGGUGCCGAGGCUGUCGGUGACGAGGCUGUAGCCGAGCAGACGCUGCAGGCCAUCGCGCCGCUCUUCUCGCAGCGCGACAGUCCCAUCUCCAGCUUCGAGCUGCUGCGCUCCGGCCUCGUCGACGCGCUGUACGAGUUUGCAGUCGGCAACUCGGCGGCUGUGCCGACAGAGCGGCGCCGGGCACUCUUGCUCGACGCACUCAUGGCCAGCUCUGCCGACGGCGGCUCGACGGCCGCGGCGGCGCUGGUGCGCCGCCUGCAGGAGACGCUGAGCCGCCUGGAGAAGUUUGAGAUCACCGCGGCCAUCACCAGUGGCGGCGAGGACACGCGGCGCAGCCCCACGGCCAACGUCUCGCGCGCCGUGCGCCUCAAGCUCGUCGCCGACGGCAACACGACGGGCAUCCCGCGCACGUGCCAGAAUGCGUUGAUCACCAUCCACGCCAUCGCGCCUUUCCAGGCGGUCAACGACUAUCUGCGGCCCAAGAUUGCCGCGGGUCUCGCUGGCGGCCCGUCGGCGAUUGGUGCUGGGGCCGGCGCGGCAUCCCGCCUCUCCGGCAUGCUGGCCGCAAUGGCCGACUCGGGGCUCGAGCUGCCGCCCGGUCUCGCUGCCGCUGCCGCAGCCGUCGCAGCAGGUGGCCGCAAGAGAGUUGGCGCAGCAGACGCCCCUGCCGCCACUGCGUCCAGCGCCGCGGCAGAGGCCGGCUCGUCGAGCGCUGCAGCUGCACCGGCCUCCUCGAGCGAAGCUUCGGAGAAGCCGCGGCGCAGCUCGCGCCUCAGCGGUGCAAGCGCGCUGGGCGAGGCCGAGGCGCCAGACAGCGCGCCAGACGUCAAGGCUGAGGCUGAUGUGAAGGCCGAGGCCCCGGCAGCCGCUGCUGCCGCGGACGCGCGCGACGAGGGCGAGGAUGAGAACUCGGCUGCGGCGCGCCGCAUCGUUGAGGACUUCAUGGGCGCCAUGGACGAGGAGGACGAGUUCGGCGGCGACUACGACGAGGAAGACAUCAUCGACGACGCGGCCAUGUCGGGCUUCGCGGCGCGUGCCGGCGACACGUCGACGUCGAGCAACGAGGACCGCACGGUGAACCUCAAGGUCACGGGCGACGCGAGCUCCGCCAGUGCGGGCACGCCGGCCGCGUCGCGGUCAGGCUCGGGCAAUAACGCCGCGGUCCCGGCAGCCACCGCCGCGAGCGGCAGCGGCAGCAGUACCGAGACGGCCGCUGCGCCGAAGCCGUCGUACGCGUCCAUGGCGCAGAAGCAGCCAAACGACUGGCACCUCGUGUUCGAGGUCGGCGGACAGCCCGUCAGCCUCGACUCGACGAUCUACCGUGCGAUCCACAAUUUCGAGAUGACGCCGGAGCGCCAGACCACCGGCCUGCACCGCCACAUUUGGAACAACGUGUACACGGUCAAGUUCCGCCGCGUCGACGGGCCGGCACCCGCACCUGCUGCGGCCGCCGCGACGCCCGAGCCGGAGGACGCCUCGUCGUCGGCCGUCGUGCUGCCCUCUUCUGUCGCCGAGGACGCGUCGUUCGCCAAAAUUCUGCAGCUGCUGAGCGUGCUGCACGAGCUCAACGCCGAGUGGCGGCAGGACCCAGCGCGCAGCGAGAGUGCCGGCGUGGCUGCGCUCUCCGAGGCCGCAUUCGUCAACAACAAGCUGACGGCCAAGCUGAACCGGCAGCUCGAGGAGCCGCUGGUCGUGGCGAGCGCGUGUCUGCCCGACUGGGCGCUCGAGCUGCCCAAGACGUUCCCCUUCCUCUUCCCCUUCGAGGCGCGCUACUCGUUCCUGCAGAACACGGCCUUUGACUGCCCGCGCCUCAUCGCGCGCUGGCAGACGCAGCAGUCGCGCAACCAGGAUCCCUCGUCGGCGGCGGCGGCGUCGCGCACCGACGAUGCGCGUGCCGUCGUGGGCCGCCUGAGCCGGCAGAAGGUGCGCAUCGGGCGGCAGAACAUCUUCGGCUCGGCGCUCAAGGUGUUUGAGCUCUACGGCUCGUCGUCGGCGCUGCUGGAGAUCGAGUACUUCGACGAGGUCGGCACGGGCCUGGGACCAACGCUCGAGUUCUACGCACUCGUCAGCAAGGAGUUUGCACGCAAGGAUCUCGGCCUCUGGCGCGACGACGGCGCCGGCGCGGCCGACUCGCGCUUCGUCUCUGCCAAGCAGGGCCUCUUCCCGGCCGUGGCCGACGCCGCGACGCGCGCGGCGGCACAGACGCCCGAGAGCGAGGCGGCAAAGACGAAUCUGCGGCUGCAGUCCUUUGUCGUGCUGGGCCAGUUCGUCGCAAAGGCGCUGCUCGACUCGCGCAUCAUCGACGUGCACUUUUCGUCGGUGUUCCUGCGCGCUGCGCUGCUCAACGGCCGUGUGCCCGAGACGCUCGCCACGCUGGCGCAGGUGGACGCAGCGCUGGCGCGCAGCAUGCAGCAGCUGCUUGCCAUGCCGCCCGCCGACGUCGAGGCGCUCGGCCUCGACUUUACGCUUCCGGGCCGCGCCGAGUACGAGCUGCACGCCGGCGGCGCCAGCGAGACGGUCACGGGCGCCACGGUGCAGCAGUACGUGGCCGAGGUGCUCUCGCACACGCUCGUGCAGGGCGUGCGACCCUACGUGCGCGCCUUCCGCCGCGGCUUCAACGGCAUCUUGCCGCUCGGCAGCAUGGCCAGCUUCAGUGCCGACGAGCUCGUGCUGCUCUUUGGCAACACUGACGAGGACUGGAGCGAGGCGACGCUGCUGGCUGCCAUCAAGCCCGACCACGGCUUCACGGGCGACAGUCUGGCGUUCCGCGACGUCGUCGCGCUGAUGGCGGCCUUCUCGCUCGACGAGCGCCGGCGCUUCCUGCAGUGGCUCACGGGCUCGCCCAAGCUGCCCAUCGGCGGCCUGGCGGGCCUGCACCCGCAGCUGACGAUCGUCAAGCGGCCGCACGAGGCGCCGCUGACGCCCGACGACUACCUGCCCUCGGUCAUGACGUGCGUCAACUACCUCAAGCUGCCCGCCUACUCGAGCCGCGACGUCAUGCGCCGCCGCCUCGAGACGGCCAUGCGCGAGGGCGGCACGAGCUUCCACCUGUCGUGA